GAAGGCGUGGCUUGAUUAUGGGAUGUUAGAGGUGAAAUGGCGCUCGGCGCGGUAUUUUAAACAAUCGUCUUCGUCUGAGAGCGGAUGAUCGACGCGAUGCAGCGCCGAGUUGGACUUAAGAGUGCGUGAUCGAGCGGGAAACCUCGAGGAUUUCAGAAGAGCGUCUCGACACUCAUCUCGAGCGAGCUGUGUUUUCAGGAACUUCGUGCACGAUGGAUGUGGUUUCACCGGAGCUCAACAGCCUCCUCCCUGAUGAGAUUAUGGAUACGGAAGCCAUCGCGAUGGAAGAGGAGCUUCCCGCCGAGCACCUCGCCGCUCCUCCUCGGCCUGAACCGGAGCCGCCGCAGGUUCCUAUGGAGACAGAGGUGCCUGAAAUCGUCAGCCUGUGUCCAGCCUCCACGUCUUUGCAGCUGACCCCCACCUCCACCGACGCUCAGUGCAGCACCAGCUCGGGAACCCAGCUCCUCCUCGCCCCCUCCGGCCUCAUAUCCAGCGCCACCUCCGCCAAGACCACCGGUCCUGCGGCGACUCAGAACCUCCCCAAAAUCUCCAGCGUUACUGUCCCGGCCAACCACCAGCUCAUCAUCAAUAAAGUGUCUGGCUGCCCCGCUGCGGAUGGCAAGGCUCCAGGUGCUGCUGUGCUCAAGCCGGAGGGCCAAAAACUCUUGGUCGCUGGCCUCAGUAAAACAGGGCAGCCCAUUAUGUUGGCUCUGCCGCACACUUGGAACAAGCCCGCCACUACCCAGGGCACAGGGGACGCCAAGGCCCAGCCGACGCAGAUCAAAAUGGUGACGACGGUAGGGAAGCCUGUGAUAGCGGUGAGCUCGGCCAGUCAGCUGAUGGGCAGCUCCACCACACUGCAGGCCCAGCAGCUCAAGACACUUCAGAUUACAAAAAAGCCCCCAGUAUCUACGGCUGGACCGAUGAUAACAAAGCUCAUCAUCACAAAAGCCCUAAACAAUAAAGGACUGUCCUGCCCAGCUUCGGUGGCUCCUGUAGUAACUGGGCGAGUUGUUACCCAGAGUACUCCAGUGACACCUCCACGCACCAUCACUAUCGGUGAGACCAUCAGCGCUGUGCCACAAAACACGUCUGGUAACAGCAAAGUGGCCAUCUCGCCUCUCAAGUCUCCCAGCAAGCUGACUGUGGUUUCGGUGGCCAGUCAGUCUCCAAACUCUCCUCAGAAGUCUGUGACGCUGCCGCUCAACGUGGCUCUGGGCCAGCAGAUCCUCACUGUUCAGCAGUCUGCCGCCACCUCUCCGGCUAAGGCAGGAAGCAGCCAGGCCACCGCACAGACUGUAAAGCCAGUGCAGACGGUGGGAGGAGUGGGAGCAUCCCAGUUUAAGACCAUCAUCCCCCUCACCACACCUCCCAAUGUGCAGCAGAUCCAGGUGCCGGGCAGCCGCUUCCAUUAUGUGCGUCUGGUAACGGCCACCACCGGCAGCACCACGGCACAGUCGAGCGGCAGCACCAGCACCAACCCUUCAAUCCAACCAGCCAAGCCUGUGAUGAUGAACGCUGCGGUGCGGAUGUCUGUACCCAUCGUCCCAGCACAGACCGUCAAACAGGUGGUGCCCAAACCCUUGACAUCAGCAGCCCAGGUGGUGACCACCAGUCAGACGCCCCAGCGUCUCAUCAUGCCCGCCACACAUCUGCCACAGAUCCAGCCCAACCUCACCAACCUGCCCCCGGGCACUGUGCUCGCCCCCGCCCACGGCUCAGGAAACAUGGGCUACGCCGUGCUCCCGGCCCCAUACGUUACACAGAUCCCUCAGCCUGCGUUUGUGACUUUGACCAGCAGCUCCACUUUCUCGACAGCCACCCCUAUACAGACUCAAGCCAGGCUUUCACUUAACGGUUUAUCAACAUCGGAAGCUACUUCAAGGCCGAGAAAACCCUGCAAUUGCACACGGUCGCAGUGUCUGAAAUUGUAUUGCGAUUGCUUUGCCAACGGGGAGUUCUGUAAUAACUGCAACUGCGUUAAUUGCUUCAACAACCUUGAUCAUGAGAGUGAAAGACUGAAGGCCAUCAAGGCGUGUUUAGACCGAAACCCUGUGGCUUUUAAGCCCAAGAUUGGCAAAGGCAAAGAAGGGGAGUCAGACAGGAGACACAGCAAAGGCUGCAACUGUAAGAAGUCUGGUUGUCUGAAAAACUACUGCGAGUGUUACGAGGCAAAGAUCAUGUGUUCGUCCAUCUGCAAAUGCAUGGGCUGCAAGAACUUCGAGGAGAGUCCGGAGAGGAAGACGCUCAUGCACCUGGCAGAUGCUGCAGAGGUGCGAGUCCAGCAGCAAACCGCAGCCAAAACUAAACUGUCCUCGCAGAUCUCCGAUCUGCUCACGAGAACCACGCCGGCCGUCACCAGCGGAGGCGGAAAGCUGCCUUACACAUUCGUAACGAAGGAAGUGGCCGAGGCGACGUGUGACUGUCUGCUGGAGCAGGCCGAGCAGGCCGAAGUCAACAACCAGCCUCAGGCCAUGGCAGAGCGCCUCAUUCUGGAGGAGUUUGGCCGCUGCCUCAGGAGAAUCAUCAGUUUUGCUGGCAAAGCCAAGACGGACUGUCCCAUCAACUGCUAGAGCCGUGACCCCGAGCCCAGACUCGGGCUCCACUGAGGACGUUUUACCGGUUUCGUGGGCAGAAUGUCGCUCUGGCCUGUGAGGUGCGUCGCGGAGGACGCUCUAUGUUCAGUAGGAGGACUACAGUGCUUCAUUGUAGCCCCUGCUUGGACCGAACACUGAUUGCUUUAUCGGAAGGGGUUUAUUUUAGAACGAUCAAUGCUGUUUUAAGAAGUUUUGUUUGGCAAUGUUUUCCACUUUUAAAUCUGCAUAAUCAUGAUAUGUGUUUGUCUUUUAAAACUGGAUUUUCAUAUCGUCGUCAUCAUCAUCAUCAUCAUUCAUUGUCGUCUGAAAGCUCUUACUAAUAACCUCGGGACGAGGAAGGAGUCUCCCUGCACAUGUAAUAAUAAUAACUAGCUGUCUGAUCAUGACUUGUAUACAGUAAGUAGCCUGUACUGUAGCUUCAUCGUAUUUAAUUGCUGGGAGCAGAUUUUGUUCGUUGAGCAGAGUUGGGUUCGGUCUUCAUCGUUUUGUUCGCGCUGAAGCACGCUUGCGUUCGGUCUGGACGAGAACGAAGCGGAGCGUGGCGGUACAGGUUUCCUGUACUCCAGAAAUCUAAGAUUAGAUUUGAAUCUUUGAAACGAAACCUAGCUAAAAGUUAAAUAAGCUUUGUAAUAGAGUAGCGAGUCUUAAAGCUUGUUUGACGGGAUCCUUCAUUCUCAGUCCACAGAACAGAUGACAACCUACUCAAUUUUAUUUUAUUUGUUUUCCCAGUUUUGUUUGAUUUGGGACUUAUUUCUGUUAUUGGUUGAUCCGCUCUGUCAGGGCCUAAUUAAACCACACUUUUCCACACUCCGAGUCUGAGUCUACACACGUGUAGUACCGGAAAGGCCUGCCCAGAACACGUCUAGCUCAUAUUGCAUCCCAAAAUCAUUCCUUUAUAUUGCUUAAAGACAAUGUAGCUUCUUUUAGAACUCAUUAAAUGAAUAGUUGACCUAAAUAUGUCAACUUUGUAGUUUUCUCA
Puntigrus tetrazona (Sumatra barb) is the source of this 3576-nucleotide messenger RNA. RefSeq names its product lin-54 DREAM MuvB core complex component (gene lin54). The transcript has 14 exons. Gene Ontology annotation, biological process: regulation of DNA-templated transcription. Lineage: Eukaryota; Metazoa; Chordata; Actinopteri; Cypriniformes; Cyprinidae. Gene Ontology annotation, cellular component: nucleus. The record is from RefSeq and is a predicted model, not a curated record. Bases 213 to 2573 code for a protein of 786 amino acids.